Messenger RNA from Penicillium soppii, 1431 nucleotides. RefSeq names its product RNA-binding protein. The transcript is spliced from 2 exons. Bases 1 to 1431 code for a protein of 476 amino acids. Gene Ontology annotation, molecular function: RNA binding. Gene Ontology annotation, cellular component: nucleolus. Gene Ontology annotation, biological process: maturation of LSU-rRNA from tricistronic rRNA transcript (SSU-rRNA, 5.8S rRNA, LSU-rRNA). The record is from RefSeq and is a predicted model, not a curated record. Lineage: Eukaryota; Fungi; Ascomycota; Eurotiomycetes; Eurotiales; Aspergillaceae.
AUGGCCCCUAAUACGAGAACUUCAAAGCGCAAGGCUGCGCCUGUUGCCGCCGACUCGCCCGCCAAAAAAACCAAACAGGCCGAGGCCAAGGCUGAAGCCCCCAAGGAGGCUGCUCCUAAGUCUAUCCUGAAGAAGAAGGAGACUGCCGCCAAGCCAAAGGCAGAGAAGAUCGAGAAGAAGACCGCCGAGCCUACUCGUCAAGCCAAGCCCCGCAAGCGCGCUGCCGAUUUCCUUACUGAUGAGGAGACCGAAGAGACUGCUGCGCCCGUGAAGACCGACAAGAAGACUGAGAAGAAGCCUGCUGAGAAGCCCGCCAACAAGAAGUCCAAGAAGGAGGAGGCUGCUGCCGCUCCCACUCCCAAGAAGGCCGCCCCCAAGAAGGCUGCCGUCAAAAAGACUGAGAAGAAGCCCGAGCCCGUCGUUGAGUCCGAAGAUGAGGAAGAUGUCCCCACAGCCAUUGUUGAAAGCGAGUCCGAGGCCGAGGAUGACCAAACCGCCGAUCUCAUCAAGGGCUUUGAGAGUAGUGACGAUGAAGAGUCCGGCGAGGGUUACAAAGAGGGCGAGCCCAUCCCCCAGGUCCCCGACACCAAGAAGGCUGAGCGCAAGCUUGCCAAGCAGCUCGCAAAGGAGCUGAAGAAGAACGGCCCCCCGAGGAGCCUGGCACUGUCUACAUUGGGUGAGUUUCAAAUUUCGAAUCAUUCGUCUAUUUUCAAAUCUAACCUUAUCAGACGCAUUCCCCACGGUUUCUACGAGCACCAGAUGAAAGCCUACUUCUCUCAAUUUGGUGAAAUUACCCGUCUUCGUAUCUCUCGCAACCGUCUCACCGGUCGCUCCAAGCACUACGCCUUCAUCGAAUUCUCUUCCACCACAGUCGCCAAGAUCGUCGCCGAGACAAUGGACAACUACCUUAUGUACGGCCACAUUGUCAAGUGCAAGUUUGUUCCCAAGGAACAGCUCCACCCCGAGGUUUGGAAGGGUGCCAACCGCCGCUUCAAGGUCACUCCCUGGAACCGCAUUGAGAAGAAGCGUCUCGAGAAGGGCAAGACCCGCGAGCAAUGGUCCAAGAGCAUUGAGUCCGAGCAGAAGAAGAGAUUGUCCAAGGCCAAGAAGCUCAAGGCUCUGGGCUACGAGAUCGACCUUCCCCAGCUGAAGAGCGUCGAGGACGUCCCCGUCCAGGAGGCUCCCAAGGCUGUUGAGGGUGAGACUACCGAGGCCAUCGAGCCCGCUACCGAGGAGCCCAAGGCUGUCGAGGCCCCUAAGGCUGUUGAAGCCCCUGCUUCUACCGAUGAUACCCCCAAGAAGACCAAGAAGGGAAAGAAGACAGAGGAGACUCCUAAGGAGGCUGUUGCAGAGUCACCGGCUGUCAAGUCGCCUGCUGCUAAAAAGGGAAAGGCCACCAAGAAGGCCACCAAGACCAAGGCCAAGGCGUAA